Messenger RNA from Pogona vitticeps (central bearded dragon), 2404 nucleotides. RefSeq names its product nectin cell adhesion molecule 1 (gene NECTIN1). Gene Ontology annotation, biological process: protein localization to cell junction; homophilic cell-cell adhesion; heterophilic cell-cell adhesion. Gene Ontology annotation, cellular component: adherens junction. The record is from RefSeq and is a predicted model, not a curated record. NCBI's taxonomy places the organism in Eukaryota, Metazoa, Chordata, Lepidosauria, Squamata, Agamidae.
GCCGCCGCCGCCUUCGGGUAACCCACAGCCGGGCUGUGGCCUCGCCGGGGACCAGGCGCUGAAGCGGCCAGAUCGGAAGGAGCGAUUGGCCAAGAGCUGGGACGUCGUCGGGGAUCUCCGCUAGCGCGGCUUUUCUCCCGCAGGGGAAACGGGGAGAGCUGGAGGCGCGCGCGCGCUCGGCCCCCAACUUCGGCCGUGUGAUCCCACCGAUUCGGAUCUAUUCUGGUCGAUCUCCUCCCGCCCUCUCUCCGUCCUUUGCUCCCCCCCCACACACACCGGCCGGACGCAAGACACCUUCCUUUCAUUUUAUAUUAAUUUUUUUUUAGGAAAAUAAAAAUUUUAACCGGGGGUGGGGGGCGGUCCUUCUCUUGGCGUGGAGCCAAUUGAUGCUGUGGCCGCCGCCGGCGACGGAGAGGUCUUCGAUCCUCGAUCCUCACGCUCGACGGGGCCCCGUCCCCCGGAGUCCAUCGCCGGCACCCUUUCCUCGGAGCCCCCCCGGAACUCUUGCGCCUUCGCUCUUUUCGCCCCCCGAUGGCCGGGAAAAAGGGCUGGUUCGGGGGCUGGUGGACUACAGGCAUUUGCCUGACGGCGCUUUCCCACCUCCCAGGGCUUUGGGCUCAGAUGGUGCUGGUCAACGACACCGUCUCCGGCUUCAUCGGGACCAAUGUAAUCCUGCAUUGCAGCAUGACCAACCCUUCCCCCAAUGUGAAGAUCACACAGGUCACCUGGCAGAAGGCCACCAAUGGCUCCAAGCAGAACGUGGCCAUCUUCAACCCCAACAUGGGUGUCUCCAUCUUGCCCCCCUACCAGAAUAGGGUGACCUUCCGAGAACCCUCCACUAAAGAUGGGACCAUACAACUGUCACGCCUCGAGCUGGAGGAUGAAGGUGUUUACAUCUGUGAGUUUGCGACAUUCCCUACUGGCAACCGGGAGAACCAGCUCAACCUCACCGUGUUAGCCAAACCGACGAACCGGAUGGACAGCACCAAGAAAGCCAUCAUCGCCAGGGCUGGCAUGACGGAGAAGAUCUUGGUCGCCACCUGCACCUCCUCCAACGGGAAGCCACCCAGCACCGUGACUUGGGACACCAAGCUGAAAGGGGAGGCGGAGUUCCAAGAAAUCCGCAACUCCAACGGCACCAUCACGGUGAUCAGCCGGUACCGCCUCUUGCCGAGCCGGGAGGCCCAUCGGCAGCAGCUCAUGUGCGUGGUCAACUACCAGCUGGACCGGUUCACCAACAGCAUGACCCUCAACGUGCUGUAUGAGCCCGAAGUUCGCAUCGAAGGCUUUGACGGCAACUGGUACCUCAACCGGAAAGAUGUGAAACUGACGUGUAUCGCGGAUGCAAACCCGCCAGCAACCCUGUACCAAUGGAAGCUGAUCCCAUUGUCUACAGUAGAUGUGGCUAGAAUGAACGGCUCUCUUCCGGACAACGUGGAGGUUCAGAACAGCACCUUGUUCUUCAAGGGACCAAUUACUUACAACCUGGCCGGGACGUACGUCUGCGAGGCUACGAACACCAUCGGCACACGGUCGGGCCUCGUGGAAGUCAAUGUCACAGAAUUCCCCUACACCCCGUCUCCAUCGGGCACAUCCGUGGCACAGCCGACCCUCCCCACCGCCGUGAUUGUGGGCGUGGUGGGAGGCGCCUCGUUGGUCGUGGUGAUCGCCGUGGUGGUCUUUCUGGUGCUGCGGCACCGGCGUCACACCUUCAAAGGGGACUACAGCACCAAGAAGCACAUCUACGGCAACGGCUACAGCAAAGCCGGCAUCCCCCAGCAUCACCCGCCCAUGGCCCAGAACCUCCAGUACCCGGACGACUCGGACGACGAGAAGAAAGCCGGGCCGCUGGGGGGUAACGGCUACGAGGACGAGGAGGAAGAGGGCGGCGCCGGGGGCGACCGCAAGCUGGGCGGAGGGCCCAACAAGUACGACGACGACUCCAAGCGGCCUUACUUCACGGUGGACGAGGGCGAGGCGCACCCGGAGGCCUACGACGACCGGACACUUGGCUUCCAGUACGACCCCGAGCAGCUGGACAUAGCCGAUAACAUGGUCUCUCAGAAUGAUGGCUCUUUUAUUUCCAAAAAAGAGUGGUACGUCUAACCUGCUCCACCACGGGCCCCCCCCUCUCUCUCUUGCCUCCCCCUUCCUUGCCACGAGCUGCCUCCGCGCCCCCAGGGCUAGCUAGCGGCUGCCGCACUCGGCCCUGUGGCGUUCUCACAAACACGCCCGCCCAUGCACGCGCAUUCACCCAUGCACCAGCCUGGAAGGGGGAGCCCAACGUGCAGAGACGUUUUCUUCUGGGGAGCCGGGGAGAGAAAUGUCCCUGGUUUGGAGGCAACCGGGCUGGGGUGAAAAGGGAGGGCUGGGCACACAACUUCAGCAUACAUUGGUGUUCUUG